UUGAAACGAGACCGGUAGCUGUAAUUAAUGUUCUUUAAUUUAAUUUGAACUUAAGAUCCAUUUGUUGAAAUGAUAAUCGCUAAGAACAUAGUUUUCAGAAGUGUUUUACUACUGAUUGCAAUAAUUAGUGGUGCACACUCAUACAAGAUUCUCGGAAUAUUUCCCUCUAUGUUAAAAUCACAUUUUUUUGUGGGAAAUUCUCUUAUGAAGGGUCUGGCAGAGAAAGGUCAUGAAGUUACAAUGAUUUCUCCUUUCCCUGAAAAAAUUAAACUAAAAAACUAUCGUGAUAUUGUGACACCUAAUAUUUUGAAUAUAUUCAAAGAUCACACUAACAACACAAUAUCCUUACGAGACAACAACUUUGUAGAAAGCCUUAAAGAAGUUUACACGUUAGGAAUGAUAAUAUCAAAUAGCACUCUGUCAGAAUCUUCCGUUCAAGAACUUCUAGCUUCAAGGGAGAAAUUUGACGUGGUUGUAUGUGAGGUAUUCGUUACGGACGCUCUUUUUGGUAUUGCUGAACACUUUAAUGCACCCUUAAUUGGCGUGAGUACAUUCGGGGCACGUUUGUGGAAUACGGAUCUUGUUGGAUCGCCAACACCGCUAUCAUACAUGCCAAGUGAUUUUCUUCCGCACAGCCAACACAUGACCCUAUAUCAACGUAUUGAGAAUCUAAUCUAUAAUUCUGUAGAUUAUUACCUGUACACUUUUCAUCACCUUCCCAUUCAAGAAGAUCUCUUUCGUAGAUACUUUCCAAAUUCGAAACAAGGAUUAGAUAAAGUACGUAAAAAUACAGCAUUGGUGUUGUUAAAUUCGCAUGUGUCUCUAGGAAAACCAAGGCCAUAUAUGCCAAACAUGAUCGAAGUCGGUGGAAUGCAUAUCAAUCGCAAACACAAUUCGUCGGCGCUGCCUUCAGAAGUUAAAAAAUUCUUAGACGAAGCCAAGGAUGGAGCAAUAUACUUUUCCAUGGGCUCAGGCUUGAAAAGCUCAUCUAUACCUAAAGAAAAACGAGAUGCUAUCCUUGCAACAUUUAAAUCACUCAAACAACGAGUUCUAUGGAAGUUUGAAGACAAAAGUUUGCCUGUUAAAAGUGAUAAUUUGUUCAUAAGUGAUUGGUUCCCUCAGCAGGAAAUUCUCGCUCAUCCCAAUGUAAAGAUUUUCAUUACUCACGGAGGAUUACUUAGCACACUCGAAUCAAUUUAUGUGGGAAAACCCAUAAUUGGAAUACCCAUGUUCGGGGAUCAGUUUAUGAAUAUGGGACGUUCGGUUUCUGAGGGAUAUGGUAUUGCUUUGGAUUAUAAAAAGCUAAAUAGACAAACCUUCUCCGCUGCUAUUAACGAAAUGUUAAUUAAUCCAAAGUAUGCGAAAAAAUCUCAAGUAGUUUCGAAGAGAUACCGUGAUCAGCCGCUGGAACCAAUGGAAUUGGCUACGUAUUGGGUGGAAUAUAUUGCUAGGCAUAAAGGUGCUUCGCAUCUUCAUUGCGCUGGACAGGAUCUAAGCUUCAUUGAAUACCAUAACAUAGAUGCUAUAUUAGUUGUUUUUGUUGUAAUUUUAACAGUUGUAUUGUUGAUAAGUUUUAUAUCAUUUAAAUUAGUUAAGUAUUUAAUUCCGAAGAAGAACACGAAAGUUAUUAAAGUAAAGGAGAACUAA
Molecule: messenger RNA, 1647 nt
Organism: Eupeodes corollae
Lineage: Eukaryota; Metazoa; Arthropoda; Insecta; Diptera; Syrphidae
Product: UDP-glycosyltransferase UGT5-like
Exons: 2
Coding region: 70-1647 (525 amino acids)
Molecular function (GO): UDP-glycosyltransferase activity
Source: RefSeq, a predicted model, not a curated record